This is a messenger RNA of Penicillium lagena, 1038 nucleotides long. RefSeq lists its product as uncharacterized. The record is from RefSeq and is a predicted model, not a curated record. Bases 1 to 1038 code for a protein of 345 amino acids. NCBI's taxonomy places the organism in Eukaryota, Fungi, Ascomycota, Eurotiomycetes, Eurotiales, Aspergillaceae. The transcript has 2 exons.
AUGCUCGACGUGACUUGCAAAGGCACCCCCUACGAAGCCAAGAAGCAAGUACAUGGCAGUAUUGCAUUCUACGACACACUCUUCCAAUCCUCAGCACAGCUGCAAUGGCCCGAGGUGCGCACGAAAGCAGACCAGUUCCUCGGCCAUGCCGAAACCAACUACCCGCGUUACUAUGAGGAGAUGAAAGGCAUCGCCGACGGGGCAGAAGUUCCCUUGGUGGACAUCAUGGCUCUCAAUGCCCGCAGCGAGAUCACGUUUGGACUCUUUGUGGAGACCAAGAAACAAGUCGACAGCGAUGGAUGUACCUCGAUGGCGUUGAAGACGGCGCAGACUACCUUCAUCAGCCAGAAUUGGGACUGGAUGCAGGAACAAAAGCCUAAUCUAAUUAUCUGUCGCGUCUCCCAGACCGGCACGGACCUGCCCGAUUUCCAAAUGGUCACCGAGGCUGGCAUCAUUGGGAAGAUUGGUUUCAACAAUGCUGGUGUGGGCUGUUGCUUUAACGCCAUUCGCGCGAGAGGGAUGGACCCGACACGCAUGCCGAUUCAUUUUGGGCUGCGGACUGUCCUGGAAUCUCGAUCGAAGGAUCAGGCCAUUGCAACUCUCAGACAGCACGGGCUUGCAGGGAGUGCCCAUUUGCUGAUUGGAGACAAGAAUGGUGCUGUUGGCCUCGAGUGCUCACACGUGGGGUUCCAAGAGAUCCAUGCCGAUAAUCUGGGACGUGUAUGCCAUGCGAACAAUUAUAUCGCACAACACGAAAAUGUGUGUGAAUCUAUGUGGCUACAAGACUCGCCGGUCCGGACAGCGCGGAUGCGCGAGCUGGUCAAUCCCGAAGUGAUGAAGCAGCCCAGUUGCUCCUCAAUCCGAGAAUUAUACAAGGACGAGACGGGACUACCCGGCGCCAUAAACCGCAAACAAGAAGGUUCCAGCCGCAGUGCUACCUUGUUCAAUGUCGUGUUCGACUUGGGGUCCAAGGAGGGAGUUGUAACUAUGGGAAGACCUACAGAGCCGGAAGAAGAGAUCAAGUUUUCAUUUAACUAG